GCCGCGCAGGCGCAGUGGGCCGGGCUCGCCAUGCCGACUGUCAGCCUGAAGCGCGAUUUGCUCUUCCGAGCUCUGGGCCGGACCUACACUGACGAAGAAUUUGAUGAACUAUGUUUUGAAUUUGGUCUGGAACUUGAUGAAAUUACAUCUGAGAAGGAAAUUAUAAGUAAGGAGCAAGGUAAUGAAAAGGCACAGGGGGCCUCUGAUGUUGUUCUCUACAAAAUUGAUGUCCCUGCCAAUAGAUAUGAUCUCCUAUGUCUGGAAGGAUUGGUUCGAGGACUUCAGGUCUUCAAAGAAAGGAUAAAGGCUCCAAUGUAUAAACGGGUAAUACCUAAUGGAGAAAUCCAGAAAUUGAUCAUCACAGAAGAGACAGCUAAAAUACGCCCGUAUGCUGUUGCAGCAGUUCUCCGAAACAUAAAGUUUACUAAAGAUCGAUAUGAAAGCUUCAUUGAACUUCAGGAGAAGUUACAUCAGAACAUUUGCAGGAAAAGAGCCUUGGUUGCUAUUGGUACCCAUGACUUGGACACUUUGUCAGGCCCAUUUACUUAUACUGCGAAGAAACCUUCCGAUAUCAAAUUCAAGCCUCUAAAUAAGACCAAGGAGUAUACAGCCUGUGAACUGAUGAACAUAUACAAGACUGACAACCACCUUAAACAUUAUUUACAUAUAAUUGAAAAUAAACCUCUGUAUCCGGUUAUCUAUGAUAGCAAUGGUGUCGUCCUUUCAAUGCCUCCAGUCAUCAAUGGACAUCAUUCCAAAAUAACAGUAAAUACUAGAAAUAUAUUUAUUGAAUGCACAGGGACUGACUUUACUAAGGCAAAAAUAGUUCUUGAUAUCAUUGUUACCACGUUCAGUGAAUAUUGUGAGAAUCAAUUUACGGUUGAAGCAGCUGAGGUAGUUUUUCCUAAUGGAAAAUUACAUACCUUUCCAGAACUGGCUUAUCGAAAGGAGAUGGUGAGAGCUGAUCUAAUUAACAAAAAAGUUGGGAUCAGAGAAACUCCAGAAAAUCUUGCCAAGCUUCUGACCAGGAUGUGUUUAAAGUCAGAAGUCAUAGGCGAUGGGAAUCAGAUUGAAAUUGAAAUCCCUCCAACCAGAGCUGACAUUAUCCACGCCUGUGAUAUCAUAGAAGAUGCAGCUAUUGCUUACGGAUAUAACAACAUUCAGAUGACUCUCCCGAAAACAUACACCAUAGCUAAUCAAUUUCCCCUAAAUAAACUCACAGAACUCCUGAGACACGACAUGGCAGCUGCUGGAUUCACUGAGGCACUUACCUUUGCUCUGUGCUCCCAAGAAGAUAUUGCUGAUAAACUGGGUUUGGAUAUCUCUGCAACAAAGGCAGUCCUCAUAAGUAAUCCUAAAACAGCUGAAUUUCAGGUGGCACGCACUACCCUUCUUCCUGGCCUCCUAAAGACCAUAGCUGCGAAUCGGAAGAUGCCCCUUCCUCUGAAACUGUUUGAAAUCUCUGACAUUGUAAUAAAAGAUUCUAGCAGAGAUGUAGGUGCAAGAAACUACAGGCAUCUCUGUGCUGUUUAUUACAACAAGAAUCCUGGGUUUGAGAUAAUCCAUGGGCUUCUGGACAGAAUCAUGCAGCUACUUGAUGUGCCUCCUGGCGAAAAGAAGGGAGGAUAUGUGAUCAAAGCAUCAGAAGGCCCUGCCUUCUUCCCCGGGCGAUGUGCUGAGAUCUUUGCCCGGGGUCAGAGCAUCGGGAAGCUGGGGGUCCUUCACCCUGACGUUAUCACCAAAUUCGAGCUGACCAUGCCCUGCUCCUGCGUGGAAAUCAACAUUGAGCCGUUUUUGUGAAGAUGGGUCUCUGUUGUGUGGUUCUCGCCCCGAGGGUCCCUCUCUCCUCCUAGGUGCCCUUUAGUUGUCCCCACAGUAAGUCAGUCCACUUGUGCUUGUGCAUUAAUGUUGAAUAAAGUAGAAAGCAGUGUCUGGCUCCGUGGGUGGUACUGCCAUCCCCGCAUCAGGCCAGCUUGUACAUGAGAGCCCAGUGGGGGGCCAGGAGCUGUUCUGAGAAACAGAGAAGCUCUCCACACAUCAGAGCCUCUCACCAUCACGUCUGCAGGACAGAAUCCUGUUCUUUUCCCUGAUGAAAUGAGAUAGCUGAUUAGAGCACACGUACGAGAUUUAACUAAGAAUUUUUAGUUCUUAUUUUCUAUGUUUGUUUGAUGCAUGUUCAUCACUGGGAAACAAUAACAGCAUUUUUAGAAAACUUUUAAGAAUUAGUGAUGGUGUAAUAGUUACAGCCUUUGAGGUCAUCUUAAAGUGAAAGAAAAAUGCACAUAUAUUCAAAAUAUUUGAGGGUGCAUUGGUAUUGGCUACUUGCUAGAAGAGUUAAAAGGGACACACUGGUACCAGUGCACUAUGAACAUUAGGAAACAAUGAAGAACUUAUUUUUGUCCUAGGCCAUACAUUUUAUUGUUGUCAGUGUUAUAAAAUCAUGCCUUUAAAUAAUUAAUAGAGCUACUAGUUUCUGUCUUAUUUUAUACGGAGGUAUUAGGUCUCUCCUUCUCUGAAGCUAAGCUUCUGCCAGUCUGCCUUGUCUUAACCUCCUAAUUUACUUUAAUACUUUGAUCUAGAAUCCUCCAGUAGGUACCAUGUAUUGAAAAAAGCUGGGUGUAAUGUUUGAGAAAAGUUCUCAGUUACUGUUGAGACGAUAUGAAACACAAUAAACUGUAAAACAA
This is a messenger RNA of Delphinapterus leucas (beluga whale), 2684 nucleotides long. RefSeq names its product phenylalanyl-tRNA synthetase subunit beta (gene FARSB). Gene Ontology annotation, cellular component: phenylalanine-tRNA ligase complex; cytoplasm. The record is from RefSeq and is a predicted model, not a curated record. NCBI's taxonomy places the organism in Eukaryota, Metazoa, Chordata, Mammalia, Artiodactyla, Monodontidae. Gene Ontology annotation, biological process: phenylalanyl-tRNA aminoacylation. Gene Ontology annotation, molecular function: magnesium ion binding; RNA binding; ATP binding.